Girardinichthys multiradiatus is the source of this 4122-nucleotide messenger RNA. It is a transcript of the gene rgl1, whose product is annotated as ral guanine nucleotide dissociation stimulator-like 1. Bases 250 to 2691 code for a protein of 813 amino acids. The transcript is spliced from 18 exons. Gene Ontology annotation, biological process: positive regulation of GTPase activity; Ras protein signal transduction. The record is from RefSeq and is a predicted model, not a curated record. NCBI's taxonomy places the organism in Eukaryota, Metazoa, Chordata, Actinopteri, Cyprinodontiformes, Goodeidae. Gene Ontology annotation, cellular component: plasma membrane. Gene Ontology annotation, molecular function: guanyl-nucleotide exchange factor activity.
GAGAAAUAAGAAGGAAAGAAUAAAACAGAAGAGAAGACAAAGAAGGAGGGGUUGACAGCCUUAGAGAACGCUUGCCAUUCAUCAACAAUCACACUGAGAGGAGGAAUAAUAUAUCUGGCAAGAAACUUGUUUGUCCUCGAGGACUUGCAUCUUCUUAAACCUGAUAAUCAGCAAGAGAAGACCACAGCUUGUUCCACUCUGCCAUCAAGACUGGAGUAUGGCCUGCCGUCCUUGUCAUCCCUGCAGCUGAUGCAGGUGGCCGCCAUGAUUUCACAUUGCCCUCUGGCCACCCUACUGCCCUUGCCCAUCAGUGCCCAGCUGAACCACUGCCCCGACCUGGAUAGCACCUUGCUGCUGGAGGGGGAGGGAGGGGUCAUUCUGCAGAGGUACCAGCCUCGCUCCCCAGAAAGCAGUCCUCACCACUGGAGUUCGGUGCAGGACUGGGGGGAGGAAGUCGAGGAAGGAGCCAUCUACAACGUGACACUAAAGAGGGUUCAGAUUCAGCAGGCGGCCAAUAAGGGAGCAAGAUGGCUGGGGGCGGAGGGCGAUCGGCUGCCCCCGGGCCACACGGUGAGCCAGCUGGAGACCUGCAAAAUCCGCAGUAUUCGAGCGGGGACUCUGGAGCGCCUGGUCGAAACGUUAUUGACGGCUUUUGGAGACAACGACCAGACCUACACCUCCAUCUUCCUCUCCACCUACAGAGCCUUUGCCAGCACCCAGACUGUACUGCAUCUGCUGCUAAACAGGUAUGGGAGUGUGGAGGAAAACGAGCAGGACGCGUCUGAAAGCAAUGAAGCAAUCAGAAAUGCUCUAGCUUCUAUCCUGCGUGCCUGGUUGGAUCAGUGUCCUGAGGACUUCCAGGAGCCUCCAGAUUACCUCUGCCUCCACAGGCUGAUGGACUACCUGCGCAAAGCUCUGCCAGGUUCAGAGGCUCUUAGACGCGCUGAAGGUCUGCUGGAGCAGCUGCACAGUCAGGCCAACAUGGAUGAAACAGAUGUUGGUUUCCAUGGAAACGGUUCUUUCUGCCUAGGAGAGGAAGAGGAAGUAGAAAUUGAGGUCCAGGAGGACAUCCUGUCAUUUGAGGCUGACCUGGUGGCCGAGCAGCUGACCUACAUGGAUGCGCUGUUGUUUAAGAAGGUCGUCCCCCACCACUGCCUGGGCUCCAUCUGGUCCCAGAGGGACAAGAAGGACAGCAAGUACAGCGCUCCCACUAUCCGUGCAACAAUCACCCAGUUCAACGCCGUCGCCGCCUGCGUGAUGAACACCGUGCUGAAGCACAGACAACUCAGACCACACGUCAGGGCGAGGGUCAUCCAGCGCUGGAUAGACAUUGCUCAGGAGUGCAGGAUACGCAAAAACUUCUCAUCAUUGAGAGCAAUUGUGUCGGCACUGCAGUCCAAUCCUUUGUACAGAUUGAAAAGAGUGUGGGCAUGUGUGCACAAAGACAGCAUACAGACAUUUGAGGAGCUCUCAGAUAUUUUCUCUGACCACAAUAACUACCUGACCAGCAGAGAGCUGCUCAUGAGGGAAGGUACUUCAAAGUUUGCCAGUCUGGAGAGCUGUGCCAAAGACCACCAGAAACGCACCCACAAGAGACUGCAGCUGCAGAAAGAAAUGGGAGCGAUGCAAGGAACAAUACCGUAUUUGGGGACGUUUCUCACUGACCUGACCAUGUUGGAUACAGCCCUUCCAGACUUUGUGGAGGGUGGUCUGAUCAACUUUGAGAAGAGACGCAGGGAGUUUGAGGUGAUCGCUCAGAUCAAGCUGCUCCAGUCGGCCUGUAACAGCUACUGCCUGACUGCAGACCCAGCUUUCCUUUGCUGGUUUAAGAACCAACCUCAGCUCAGUGAGGAGGAGAGCUACACUUUGUCCUGUGAGAUUGAAGGCCUCGGCGACAGCAGCCCGACUUUAACCAAACCUCGAAAAAGCAUGGUGAAGAGACUCAGCCUACUGUUUCUUGGACCAGACAACAACACAGCCAGUUCACCAGUCAGAGAGACGCCACGCUCGCCUCCUACUGGCAGCUCAGGGGACAGCAUGGACUCAGUCAGCGUGUCGUCCAACGACUCCAGCAGUCCAUCGGACAACGAGGGGCUCGCCACUCCAACUCACAACUCCGAGUCCAAUCAAAAUAAGCUCUCAGAGUCAUCAUCCUGCACUUCGCUCCACUCCAUGGACACCAAUUCAUCGACAGCCAGCUGCUCCAUGACUCCCGCGUCUCCCUCGCUCCCUGGACGUCCCGGUACCCACAGACGAUGCAUCUCCCUCACGCCCAUCUCCCCGACCUCCCCAGGUCAAAGCCCGGCUUAUAACACCCAGGCGCAGGACGCGUGCAUCAUCAGAGUCAGCCUGGAGCACGGCAACGGGAAUCUGUACAAGAGCAUCCUGCUGACCAGUCAAGACAAGACCCCGGCUGUGAUCGCUAGAGCCAUGGCGAAGCACAACCUGGAGGUGGAGCCGGAGGAGGGAUUUGAGCUGGUGCAGGUCAUCUCUGAGGAGAAAGAGCUGGUGAUUCCUGACAAUGCCAACGUCUUUUACGCCAUGAACACCUCAGCGAACUUUGACUUCCUGCUGCGUGCUCGAGGCUCGGCGGGCCGACCCGUGCAGCUGCGGAGCCACUGCAGUUCCACUCUUCCUCGGGCCCAGCAUCGCUCCAGCCUCUCGCUCAGACUCAGCAAAGUCACGCUGUGACCCCCUCAGGCUCUGCACUAAUGCCAAUCACUUUUGUUGGUGAUUGUGGGUGGAUUAACUAAUUAAUAAAGAGCUCUGAGAUUUUUAAGCCGGACCAGAUGCAUUUUAAUGAGCUCUUAGACUGCUUUUUAACUCUUUCCAUUUAGGUCUCAUCACGAAUUGUGCCAUUAUCACCUGCUCCGCCUUAAUGUGCAUCUGUACAACAGUGACCCCAAGUGGCCUCCAAACUUUACAACAGAUUUUUGCACAAUAGGGAGCAGCCAAGCCCCCUGACCUCCAACAGUAUUGUGAAAAUGACUUAACUCCUUUUUUUUCAUGUAUGUGUAGCUGAAACUUUAAUUUUCUCUGAACGGAAAUUAAACAGAAGAUUUCUGGUGUUCAGACCUGUUUUGCUUUGCUAAUAUUGACUAAAUGGACCUCUAACAGUAUUCUGAAACAUAUUAACUGACUGAAAGAAACUGUGAUGUCAGUAUUUUUCUCCAGUAGGGCGUCUUGAACAGCCCCUGUCUGACUUGUGCACAAUGUGCAUAGUGUACAUGUAUACAUUUAUGUGUGUAUGUGGGUGUGUGUGUGUGCGUUCCCUCCUUCCUUCAUAUUGUGAGCUGUGUGACGAAUGCAGUGUUUGCUGCAUUCUGAUUGGUUCUUGUACUUGGUUUUUAUCAAGUCCUUGGCAAAUACUGAAAAGGCCUUACAUGCCCUGUCUUCAGGGUGAAGAGGUGCAAUUAGUGCUGCUUUCUGAUUUUCCUUUUUGCAUUAAAAGGAGUAAAAUGUGCAAGAACAGAAAAUGAAUUUGACAUCCCACUGAAAUAGAAAGCAGAUAAAUGUCUUAGACUGAGGAUAGUUGUAACCUAUGCCAGUUGACAGAUGCCAGUGUUAUGUGAACAUGAAGGAUGAAUAAACAACUCUGUAAGUGGUUUCACUCCCUCUUUACUAAAUGAGUUAAUGUUUUUUUGUUUGUAAGUGUUGUUUUUUUUUUUAUAUGUUUUUGUAUUUUUACAUAAUACUUAAUUCAUUCCAGAAAUGUAUUCACCAAUGUGAGAGUGACAGGAAGUCUUUCAGAGAAGUGUUAAUUAACUCAGAUUUUCAUAAAAGAAGAGCAUCUGUGCCAGAUUUUAGUUUGCCAAAUUCUGAGGGACAUUUCAUUUCGCUAUCCAUCGUAAAAACAAAUCUCAUCUUCAAGCCAGGUGAGCUUCUUUUCAGACUAAAUCAGAGCAGCAUUUGCUGGUUCCUAUAGGGUCAUGGUCAUAAUAUGAUACUGACCAGUUACUCCAGCAAAGCAAAGUUGGGACUUGUGUUAACCUGCCAGUCAGGCAUCUUUAUGCAGCACUUCACUUUGAGAUGUUUUCCUAUAACCCACCCUCAUUUCCUGUUCUGUACUGCCAAAGACCCUUACUCUACAUGGACAAAUAAAUUAUUGUCAUUAUCAUCAAA